GUGCCGGGUGGCGCGCUGUGGGGGUAUUUGAGACACGAGAGUCGGGGCAGACAGGACUCCGGGAUCUCAGUUAGCGCUCAACCACUGUCAUGAUGCGUCGCCGAGUGCUGACAGCGGUGUUCACGGUGCUGAUGAUGAUGAUGGCGACGGCCUGUGUGGCGGCGCCUGUCGAAGAUGAUCACAGCUUGCCCGAGACGGAGGUCCACCGGCCUGGCGACCCACCCCACGAGCAGGUAAUGCGAGAGGUGGGGGUGAUGAAACACGAGGUACAGGUCCAUCACCUUCAGCAACCUCACGAAGCCCAUAACGACCACCACGACCCGGAACUACUGCAACAUUUGGAACACUACCACGGCCAGCACGAUGACGGCCACAGCCAGUCCGCGCAGGAUGGAGACCACGACCACAGUCACGACCACCACCACCAUGACGACCACCACCACUCCGGGGGGCACCAUGGAGGCCACGACCACCACCAUCAUGAAGACCACGACCACCACCACCAUGACGACCACCACCACCACCAUGACGACCACGACCACCACGAUGGAGAUCACGACCAUUCAAACGAAACCCAUGCCCAUGAGGGCCACGACCACUCAAACGAUACACAUACCCAUGAAGGCCACGACCACGACCACGACCACUCAAGCGAUACACAUACCCAUGAAGGCCACGACCACGACCAUGAUCACCACCACCAUGGGGAGGGGCACGACCACGACCACCACCAUGGCGAGGGGCACGACCAUCACCACGACCACGACCACCACCAUGGCGAGGGGCACGACCAUCACCACGACCACGACCACCACCAUGGCGAGGGGCACGACCAUCACCACGACCACGACCACCACCAUGGCGAGGGGCACGACCAUCACCACGACCACGACCACCAUGACGACCAUGACCACCACCACCAUGAUGAAGGUCACGACCAUUCAAACGACACCCACGACCAUGAGGGCCACGACCACUCAAACGAUACACAUGGCCAUGACGACCACGACCACGACCACGACCACUCAAACGAUACACAUACCCAUGAAGGGCACGACCACGACCACGACCACGACCACCACCACCAUGGGGAGGGUCAUGCCCACGACCACCACCACCACCACCAUGGGGAGGGUCAUGCCCACGACCACCACCACCACCAUGGCAAAGGGCACGACCACGACCAUGACGACCACCACCACCACCAUGGGAAAGGGCACGACCACGAACACGACCACCACCACCAUGACGACCAUGACGACCAUCACCACCACCAUGGCGAGGAACAUGCCCACGACCACCACCACCACGAUGGAGGUCACGACCAUUCAAAUGAUACCCACGACCAUGAGGGCCACGACCAUUCAAACGAUACACAUGCCCACGACCACGACCACGACCACGACCACCAUGGCGAGGGGCACGACCACUCCGGUGACACUCACGACCAUGAAGGCCACGACCAUAGCAAGGACGGCCAUUCCCACGACCACAGCCAUGGACAAAUCCAUCACCAUGGAAGCCACGACCACGGUCACGACCACCACCACCGUGACAAAAUGACUCACGACCUCUCAAACGAGUGCCAUGACCAGGAAGAUCCCGAACCGCCCGGCAAAGACGACCACUCUCACGAUAACAAAGACGAAGACGACGAUGACGACCACAGUGACGAAAGUGAUGAAGAUGACGACAGCGAAGAAGAUGAGGAAAGCUCCGGGGAAAAGGGUGAAGACGACCACAGCCAAGAUUCAGACGACAACGAAGACGACGACGGUCAUAAGGCUAAGGCAGGAUGCAAGAAGGAUGAGGAAGGCUCCGGAGACGACCCCCACCACGACCACCACCACCACGGCCACAGACACGACCACCGCCACGGCGAGGGGCGCCUCCACUGCCAUUGCCACAGCCACAGCCACCAUGGUGAAGGCCACGACCACGGACACGACCACCACCAUGAUGGAGGUCACGACCAUUCAAACGACACCCACGACCAUGAAGGACAUGACCACUCAAACGACACACAUGGCCACGAGGGGCACGACCACGGACACGACCACCACCACUGCCACUGCCAUCGUCACCCCCACCACCACCACGACCACGGACACGACCACCACCACCAUGGUGAAGGCCACGACCACGGACACGACCACCACCACCAUGGUGAAGGCCACGACCACGGACACGACCACCACCAUGGUGAGGGGCACGACCACGGACACGACCACCACCAUGGUGAGGGGCACGACCACGGACACGACCACCACCAUGGUGAAGGCCACGACCACGGACACGACCACCACCAUGGCGAGGGGCACGACCACGGACACGACCACCACCAUGGUGAAGGCCACGACCACGGACACGACCACCACCAUGGUGAAGGCCACGACCACGGACACGACCACCACCAUGGCGAGGGGCACGACCACGGACACGACCACCACCAUGAUGGAGGUCACGAUCAUUCAAACGACACCCACGACCAUGAAGGCCACGACCACUCAAACGAUACACAUGGCCAUGACGACCACGACCACGACCACCACCAACAUGGCGAAGGGCACGACCACCACCAUGGCGAGGGUCAUGACCACCACGACCACCACCACCACGAUGGAGAUCACGACCAUGACCACGACCACCACCACGAUCACCACCACCAUGGCGAGGGUCAUGACCACGAUGACGACCACCACCACCAUGGCGAGGGUCAUGACCACGAUGACGACCACCACCACCAUGGCGAGGGUCAUGACCACGAUGACGACCACCACCACCAUGGCGAGGGUCAUGACCACGAUGACGACCACCACCAACAUGGCGAGGGGCACGACCACCACCACCAUGGCGAGGGGCACGACCACGGACACGACCACCACCACCAUGGCGAGGGUCAUGACCACGAUGACGACCACCACCACCAUGGCGAGGGGCACGACCACGGACACGACCACCACCAUGGUGAGGGGCACGACCACGGACACGACCACCACCACCAUGGCGAGGGUCAUGACGACGAUGACGACCACCACCACCAUGGCGAGGGGCACGACCACGGACACGACCACCACCAUGGCGAGGGGCACGACCACGGACACGACCACUACCAUGGCGAGGGGCACGACCACGAUGACGACCACCACCACAAACACGACCGGGACGCUCACGACAGACACGGAGUCCACACUCGCAAUGAAGGCAUGGCCCCUGUGGACAGACCAGUCUUGGUCGGCCCCGUGUUGGUCCCUAGGCGCGGUCUGGCGCCCAUCCCGGGGCUCGCUGCGCCUCCCGCUGCCCCAGGAGACUCCUGGAUGCACGCCUCGUGCAAGUUGGAGCCCAACGCCGACCUGGAGGGCGGCAGCGUGAGGGGCACGGUGAUCAUCUCCCAGAAGAAGGACGAGUCAGGACCAGUUUUCUUCCACAUCGACAUCGCCGGCUUCAAGGCCUCAGAGGGACGCGUGCACGGCUUCCACAUCCACGCCUCCCCCGUGACGGACAACAAGUGCAGCACCGCCGGGCCGCACCUCAACCCCUUCGGCAACACGCACGCCGGCCCGGACAACGAGACCAGACACCUGGGCGAUCUUGGCAACAUAGAGGUGGACAGCCACGGCAGACUGGACGACUACAUCCUGACUGACGACCAAGUGGCCUUCAAGGGGGCCGCCUCCAUCAUCGGCAAAUCAAUAGUGGUUCACGAAGGCGAGGAUGACCUAGGUCUUGGCGGGGACGAGGGCAGCCUGAGCACCGGGAACGCUGGGGGCCGCCUGGCGUGUUGCAACAUCUACAUUCAGGCCGAGACCCUCUUCCGGUUCAAGGGCUGAGGCAAGAGCGUGGCGGAGAGGCGGCUGAGGGAUGCGCAGGGUGGCAGCCAGAGUUUGGACGUGGGAAUACUCGCUGGGUUGUAUAUCUAAGUCUAUAUAUACCAAGUCAAGUCACUCUGCUUCAAAACUGCGAGCGGUACGCGAGGGGGCGGUUUGGGGGCGGAGCAGCGAGAUGACGUCACUUGGAGCUAAAAAAAAAUACCCGCCAGUUCAGGGGUGACUAAAGUUGGGGCCGUGUGUGCACUCUGGAUGUGCAUUCUCGCCUUCUUUCACAGCGCGUUCAGGCAAGCCACUGACGAAAAAAUGUGCCUUUUUAUUGGGCUAUUGCGUGACUGUAAUUCCAAUGUCUACAAACGGCGGUGUGGGGUGUGAGGGAGGGCAUGUUGAAGUGAUUGAUUUAAAUUAGUCCGCCUUUCCUCGUUUUCUCUAAAUCCCUGUUUGUACAUUCUCUAGUUUGGCUCCAAGCAACGUCAUGCAUAAGUCACGCCUCUGCCGUGUCUCCUCCCACAAACCUGCGCGUGACUUGACUUGGUGUAUAUAGACUUUGGUUGUAUAUAAGAACGCUCUCAAGCACUGCAAUCACCAUUACUAGGCAACUUACGGCCACUCAAUCUGUUUUUUUGUUUGUUUAUAUGUUGCCAGAGCAGCGUGUAGUGGCUUUUUUUUGUUCGUUGGUCUUUCUUUUGCCCUUGAGCUGCUUCCGUUUUCGUUAUCGUAAAAAUAAUAAUAAUAAUAAUAAUAAACGUUCUAAGUCCCCAUCAAUCCCUCCAUCACAACUUGCCCACAAAGAAGCCGCGUGAAAUUCAACUUGAUGCUGAUACAAGCUUUUUUUUGUGUGUGUGUGUGUGUUUGUGUGUGUGUGUGUGUGUGUGUGUGUGUGUGUGUGUGUGUGUGUGUGUGUGUGUGUGUGUGUGUGUGUCCUCUUCUCUUCUCUUUUUUUCUUUCCUUUUCCUUCCCUUCCCCUCUUUUCCCUUCCCUUCCCUUUCCUUUCCUUUCCUCUUCUCUCCUCUCCUUUCCUCUCCUUUCCCUUCCCUUCCCUUCCCUUCCCUUCCUUUCCUUUCCUUUCCUUUCCUUUCCUUUCCUUUCCUUUCCUUUCCUUUCCUCUCCUUUCCUUUCCUUUCCUUUCCUCCCCUCCCUUCCCUUCCCUUCCCUUUCUUUCCCUUCCCUUCCCUUCCCUUCCCUUUCUUUCCCUUCCCUUCCCUUCUCCUCGCUUAAAUACUCUCCUCUUUUUAUUUUUCUCAUUUCUUUUCUUUUCUUUUCGUCUUUUCUCUCUCUAUCUCUCCAUCUAUCCAUCUAUCUAUCUAUCUCAAGCUCCCUCGUCUAUUAACUAACUUCGCCCCUAAUUAAUUAACUAAGCUCAAUUUUACAUCCAAACGUUAUUUUUAGUCCUGCGCCGUUUUUUAAGUACACCAAUUUUUAAACCAUGUUCUUCUUAUAGGGAAAUUAACCUGUAUCUGAACGUGCAAUUAAAUACACUUUUUAA
This is a messenger RNA of Eriocheir sinensis (Chinese mitten crab), 5313 nucleotides long. RefSeq names its product sarcoplasmic reticulum histidine-rich calcium-binding protein-like. NCBI's taxonomy places the organism in Eukaryota, Metazoa, Arthropoda, Malacostraca, Decapoda, Varunidae. The record is from RefSeq and is a predicted model, not a curated record. Gene Ontology annotation, biological process: removal of superoxide radicals. The transcript has 11 exons. Bases 90 to 3830 code for a protein of 1246 amino acids. Gene Ontology annotation, molecular function: copper ion binding; superoxide dismutase activity.